AUGGUUUACGAGACUGCUUUGCGACUUCGCCACAGGGGAGGAGCUUUCCUCCUGCUUCUCCUGAAAAACAUACGGAUGAUUAUUGCUGAGAUUGUUCUUCCGCCCGUGACUGCCGCGGCCAUGCUUUGUUCUGGUCUCCUCUUUUCGUGGCGCGGGGAAAGCCCAAUGCUUUGCCUAAUUUUGAGCAUUGUCAUCUUUCUCAGCGGUCUCUCCUGGACCAUGCUGCUUCUCGCUCUCCUCUACAUCCGCUUAUCUGACUUCUUUUUGCCGUACGCUGGCAUGGGCUUCCCCCGUAGGGCCAAGUUCUACAAAUGGGGCUACACCUGCCUAGGUGGGCUUAUCAUCACGAUCAACUGUGCCGCCGGCUGGCUGCUCGGUUAUUUCGCGAUCCACCAAAAGUUGAAGGAAAAUCUCUCCAAGUGGCAUCUCGCCCUCGGCCUCUGCUAUGGCCUUAUUUUCCUCUGCUCGGGCGCACUUACCUGCUGGCUGGCACGCCUCUUAAUCUGCCACCACAAGGAGUGCAGUCCCCAUUGUGACGGCCUUAGUCGCCGCUGGGCUUGCAAACUCCGCCUCGCUGCUUUGCCCCGGGACGAAAACGAGCUUCCUGUGGACUGGUAUGUGUGCCCCGAACAGAGCGUUGAAACCCCCGUGAACUCGCCCUAG
Molecule: messenger RNA, 663 nt
Organism: Cutaneotrichosporon oleaginosum
Lineage: Eukaryota; Fungi; Basidiomycota; Tremellomycetes; Trichosporonales; Trichosporonaceae
Source: RefSeq, a predicted model, not a curated record